AUGAAGGAUCUACUAUCACCUGAACUUUCAGAGGAAGGCUCUUCUUCCUCCUCUUCUCCAACUCCCAGCAAUGGAGACGAGGCCGCGGAGGAGACUUCUGACGUAGAGAUGCCCAGGACUUCCCAGAGUCUUCAGAGUGAGCAGGAGGUUUCCUCUUCAACUGGAGACACCGGAGGGGACAGCUCUGAUGAAGACAAUGACAGCCUGUCCCGGCUAGAUAUUGAAAACUUGUCUGUAAUGCCUAUAAAUGAGAAAGCAUCUUCAUUGGUGAAUUAUCUGCUGUUCAAGUCUCGAAUUAAAGAGCCACUCACCCUGGAAGACAUGCUGAAUACUGUCAUCAAAGAUCACUUCCCUGAGAUCCUGCAGAAAGCCAAUGAAUGCUUGGAGAUGGUAUUUGGCCUUGAAGUGAAGGAAGUAGACGCCAUCAACCACUGUUACAUGGUCUGCAUGACACUGGGCCUCACCAGUGAUGCCAUGCUGAGUGAACCAGAAGGCACGCCAAAGACUGGCAUCCUGAUUAUGCUCUUGGGUGCGAUCUUCAUCAACGGCAACCGUGCCACUGAAGAAGAAGUCUGGGAGGUGCUGAAUACGAUGGGCAUCUAUGCUGGGCAGAAGCACUUCAUCUGUGGGAAACCAGAGGAUUUCCUCACCGGAGAGUUGGUUCAGGAAAAAUAUGUGGAGUAUCGGCAGCUGCCCCCACGUUACAAGUUUGUGUGGGGUCCAAGAGCCUGUGCUGAAAUCAGCAAGAUGAAGCUCCUCCAGUUUCCGUCAAAAGCUUAUGGAAAGCCAGGUUCUUUCCCAAGUCUGUAUGUACUGGCUCUGAAAGAGGAGCAAGGAGCCCAAGGUCUAGCUGCAGCCAGCAUUGACACUCUUGCCACCACCAUGUCCCUGGCGAGUUCCGGUGCCACUUCCAGCAGCUGCUUCCAACCCCUGUAA
Echinops telfairi (small Madagascar hedgehog) is the source of this 936-nucleotide messenger RNA. RefSeq names its product melanoma-associated antigen B16-like. Gene Ontology annotation, cellular component: nucleus. NCBI's taxonomy places the organism in Eukaryota, Metazoa, Chordata, Mammalia, Afrosoricida, Tenrecidae. Gene Ontology annotation, biological process: negative regulation of transcription by RNA polymerase II. The record is from RefSeq and is a predicted model, not a curated record.